Solanum verrucosum is the source of this 1052-nucleotide messenger RNA. Its product is annotated as superoxide dismutase [Fe], chloroplastic. The coding region runs from base 54 to 695 and encodes 213 amino acids. Gene Ontology annotation, cellular component: chloroplast nucleoid. Gene Ontology annotation, molecular function: superoxide dismutase activity; metal ion binding. The transcript is spliced from 7 exons. NCBI's taxonomy places the organism in Eukaryota, Viridiplantae, Streptophyta, Magnoliopsida, Solanales, Solanaceae. Gene Ontology annotation, biological process: superoxide metabolic process. The record is from RefSeq and is a predicted model, not a curated record.
GUUUUGGUUAUUUCUCAUACUUUGAGUAAAUUAAACACAAGUUAGAAGUGAUAAUGGAGGCUGCAGGAUUUCAUGCUAAGAUUGAACUCCAACCUCCUCCUUAUCCCAUGGAUGCUUUGGAGCCUCAUAUGAGUAGUAGAACAUUGGAAAUCCACUGGGGGAAGCAUCACAGGGCAUAUGUUGACAACCUAAACAAGCAAAUAGAUGGAACAGAACUACAUGGAAAGACACUAAAAGACAUAUUACUCACUACCUAUAACAAUGGUUCUCCCCUUCCAGCAUUCAACAAUGCUGCUCAGGCCUGGAAUCAUCAGUUCUUCUGGGAAUCUAUGAAGCCCAACGGAGGAGGAGAGCCAUCUGGUGAAUUAUUAGAACUAAUCAACAGAGACUUUGGUUCUUAUGAUACGUUUGUUAAAGAAUUUAAGGCAGCUGCAGCAACACAAUUUGGCUCUGGUUGGGCAUGGCUUGCAUACAAACCUGAAGACAAAAAGCUUGCUCUGGUGAAAACUCCUAAUGCUGAAAAUCCUCUUGUUUUGGGUUACACACCGCUGCUCACCAUAGAUGUUUGGGAGCAUGCCUACUAUCUGGACUUUCAGAAUCGCCGACCUGACUACAUAUCUGUCUUUAUGGAGAAGCUCAUAUCAUGGGAAGCAGUCAGUUCUAGGCUCAAAGCAGCAACAGCUUGCGCUGCUUAGCAGGAAAACAGAAAGGACGAAGAGGCAAAUCUAGGAGGCACUGAAGAUGUAUGCUGGGAGUUACAUAUUUGAGGCAGAAUGAUUUUUGUCAACACUAUGAUCAAUCCUGUUAUAUUUCCUUUUCAGUGAGAGUUCUAGAUGUCUUAGCUGAGAAUUUGAGAUGUUUUAUUUUAUGCACUUUACAAGAGUGACAGGUGAUUUUCUGAAUUCAGAUGACAAUAUUGUUUAUGUUCUUAAGUAGUUGAUGGCUGGGAAAAUAAUACAGAAAAUCAAGUUUGAGUUGUGGAACAACAAUGUACAAGGAAUUGAAUAAAGAUAUUUAUUGCACUUUGAUGCUCUAAUAUCAGAUUGAUUCAA